This is a messenger RNA of Fusarium oxysporum Fo47, 2274 nucleotides long. RefSeq names its product capsule biosynthesis phosphatase. NCBI's taxonomy places the organism in Eukaryota, Fungi, Ascomycota, Sordariomycetes, Hypocreales, Nectriaceae. The coding region runs from base 1 to 2262 and encodes 753 amino acids. Gene Ontology annotation, biological process: biosynthetic process. The transcript is spliced from 5 exons. The record is from RefSeq and is a predicted model, not a curated record.
AUGGAGGCGAUUCUGGAGCGCGAUUGGAGAGAGUGGCGCGCCUCUCGAACAUCUCUAAAUGACUAUGAGCCUGUCAAUGUCAUCAUCCCUAUUGGCGGUAUCGGUUCUCGGUUCGCCAAGGAGGGAUACCGUUUCCCAAAGCCCCUCAUCAACAUUGUUGGGCAGCCGAUGCUCCUAUGGUUGAUCGACAACCUCAGCCUCCGCCCCAAAGACACUCUAUGGAUUGCUGUCAAUGAGCAAAUUGACCAUGAGUUCAGAAUCGGCCAGCUUGUCAGCAAGAACUUCCCAAAGGUCAAUCUCAAGCUUUUGUUGUUGAGACAUCAGACAAAAGGUGCUAGUGAGACUCUAUACAUGGUCACUCAGAGCAUGACCAAGGAGCACUUGCAACACCGGACCGUAUCUCUCGAUUGUGAUACAAUUUAUUGGAAUGACAUCUUGAGCUCUGUGCGGAAGCUGCCCAGCGGCCAUGGUGGCUGCUUCUACUUUAUCGACCAAGGUGAUAAGCCCAUCUUCUCUUACAUCCAGACAGAAAACGAAUCGCCCGGUGCGGAACGAAUCAUCGACAUCCAAGAGAAGAAAGCCAUCAGCAACAAAGCCAACACAGGAGCUUACGUCUUCCCCUCCGCUGCUGACCUUAAGACCUGGGCCGCCGAGAAUCUCGACGUAAAACAUCCCGACGGUGCUGAAGUGGGCGAGUAUUACACCUCACAAGUCAUCUCCAUGAUGGUCCAGAGCGGUGUUCCGUUCAUCGGCCUGCCCAUCCAGAAGAAGGACUUUUCUGUCGUUGGCACCCCAGAGCAGCUCCAGGAGCUACUCGCAGCCCUCAAAAAAGACAAUCACAGCAUGCCAGCCACGUUGAAGAAGCGCAGGUUCUGCUUUGACUUGGACAUGACGCUCGUGGGAGUCCCCGCUGUUUCGGGUGAUUACUCGACUUGCCCGCCUAUCUCUAAGAAUAUUCGCCUGGUGCAGCAGCUUUACAAGGCUGGUCACUACAUCAUCAUCCAAACAGCACGCAGAAUGAAGACUCACUACGGCAACCCCGGCAGAGUCCUCGCCGACGUCGGCCUCGUCACCUUCCAACAGCUCUCAGACUACGAGAUUCCCUACCACGAGAUCAACUUCGGCAAGCCCUACGCUGACGUGUACGUCGACGACUUGGCUGUCAACGCCAAUCUCGACACCGCGCGUGAACUCGGCUGGAUCCUCGACGAGCCUGAAGUCACACCUCGGCUCGGCCAAGUACGUAGGAGUUCUGCCGAAGACGUCAAGAAGGCUGGUAUGAUUGCCGCGCGUGACUUCAACACUGUCCAGAUCAUCAGAGACAAGGUCAUCAAGUCUAGCAAAUCUGAGGCUAUUCUUGGUGAGCUGUACUUCUACGCUCACAUGCCGCCUACACUGUCUCGUAUCUUUCCCUCUGUUUAUAGCGUCGACUAUAUCCCUGCCACUUCAACCUACAGCAUCACAAUGGAGAACCGUCGUGGCCGCACAUUCUCCCAUCUCCUCGUCGGCCGCUCAAUCACCAAAGGCCGUCUCACCAAAUUCCUCGAGACACUGCACACUAUCCACACAGCACCAAACACCACAACACAGCCCGUCUUAGAUGUCCCCGAAGCGCUAGAGGCCAGGUUUGCACCAAAGGCGCCUGGUGAACAUCCUAUCAACAUCUACGCCAAUUACGGCACCAAGCUACGCAGCAGAUACUACCAGCACCGCGAUCGCUACGACGCGCUGGGUCCACUAGCUGCAUCGCUCUUUGCGCGCCUAGAUGAGUUUCUCGACACGUAUGAGGCUGAGGAGAAGGGCGUUCACGCAAACGUCAUCCAUGGUGAUCCGGUGUUCAGCAACGCCAUCAUUUCGGAUGAUGAAAGGACCGUUAGCUUCAUUGAUGUGCGGUGCCAGCUGGAGAAUUACCUCACCCCCGAGGGCGACAUCAACUAUGAUCUUGGCAAGGUCUUGCAAUCGCUGUGCGGGUACGACUAUAUCCUCUUCAUGAGUGCCAAUAACUACGACCUCACGGGAGCUCUGGAGGAUGAUAAGCCGCUGUUGGAUGAGGCGGAUACUGAGCUGUUGAACGAACUUCAGGAGCAGUUCUUUGAUUUCCUCAAGAACAACUAUUCUGUGAGGCUACAUCGCAAGACUUUGUUCCGCGUCACAGCCUCUCUAUUCUUCAGUCUUAUCCCACUGCACCGAAAGGAGCUGGGAGCCGUAUUUCUGCGCAUGUGUAAGGAGACGUUAGACAAAGCGGGUGGUAUUGGCUAUUAAGUCUGUCUGUCG